This is a messenger RNA of Sinocyclocheilus grahami, 8022 nucleotides long. Its product is annotated as misshapen-like kinase 1. Gene Ontology annotation, biological process: protein phosphorylation. Gene Ontology annotation, cellular component: cytosol. The coding region runs from base 1186 to 5091 and encodes 1301 amino acids. The record is from RefSeq and is a predicted model, not a curated record. NCBI's taxonomy places the organism in Eukaryota, Metazoa, Chordata, Actinopteri, Cypriniformes, Cyprinidae. The transcript is spliced from 32 exons. Gene Ontology annotation, molecular function: ATP binding; protein kinase activity.
CUGUUGUAACACCGUAGCACUUCAACACUCCAGGAAGACGGGAAUGAGAAGUACAGGGGAGGGAGGAAAAAACAACAAAGUGGCUGGAAAACAGUGUUGUGUUUUCUUGCAGACGUCACAGCCCGACCACAGACGGCAGAAGUAGGAAUAGGAUCAUACCAAGACAGGACAGAGAAGUUCAAUCUGACACAUCAAAAUAUACAACAUUACAGCAAAAGGACAAAGUUGAUUCCCGAGGCGACUCGUUAGGGGAUAUCUGAAUAAUAAUAAAUAUUAUGUAUGCAUCGUGACCAGUCACUGCCAUAAAGGGUCCGGGCUGAAAACAAGGGACUGUUUAUGGUUUUCCGUUCUUCUCCCUCUCUUUCUCUCCAACAAAUCGGCGGAGGGUUUGCGCACACCCGGGAGGCGCCGCUGACUGACGGCAGGAGGAAUGAAAGUUUGCCAGGCGGGCGGAAUUUUAUUCGACGUAAACACGUCUUGUUUUUGACACCAGGACUGCAUAUUUCAAUCCUAUACACAACGUGGAGACUUUAAAAACUGUGGACAUUAACUAAGCCGAGCAGUGAGGUCGAAAUCAACACAGAAAUCCUGUUUAAGGCGUGUGCGUGGGUUGCGCCGUAACACACGGCUGUGGCAGAUUGACGCGGAUAUCACGAGCGCCGCUGUUUAGGAGCUCGGCUUCUGAUUUAUCACUUUAUUUGCCUAUUUAGUGAUUUAUACGGCUCGUGUAUAUAUUAAUCUACUGUUUUUGACUGAGGUAGGCUUGGCUUAAUUUACGCAGUGCUGCCAAAAUGAGUGUAGAGACGGAGCGCAGGGUGGCAGAUCUGAUUCAAGCUCGUGUAAAUGUUGCCAUGCAGUCUUCAGGAUUAUAGACUCAAUCUCAACCUUUUUCAUCGAUUAAUGCUCGCUAGGCAUUUCUCGGUCGUCUCCGGCUAACAAUCACUCGAAGAACCGGAUCGCUUGGCCUUAAAGAACCUUUUGUUCUCCAGUAAAGAAGAAACAAACAUUUUAUGGUCAGAAAUCCUGCAGCUGUUGUCGGUUAAACGGGUCGCGGCGGAGACGAGCCAAAUGUUUCUCCGGGAACCUCACAAGUUUUUCUGAACUGUCCCUUGAAAUAAACAUUGUGAUCAAAUAAUAGCGCAGUCGUAGCUGCACUUUUGAAUCUGCUAAAGAAAACCUGUAAAAAUGUCAGAAAACGCACCUACUCGGAGUCUGGAUGACAUCGACCUGGGCGCCCUGCGGGACCCAGCAGGAAUCUUCGAGCUGGUGGAGGUCGUGGGUAACGGCACCUAUGGACAAGUGUACAAGGGUCGUCAUGUUAAGACGGGUCAGCUGGCAGCCAUAAAGGUCAUGGAUGUGACUGAGGAAGAGGAGGAGGAAAUUAAAGCUGAGAUUAACAUGCUGAAGAAGUACAGUCACCAUAGGAACAUCGCCACCUACUAUGGAGCCUUUGUGAAGAAAAGUCCACCCGGACACGACGACCAGCUCUGGUUGGUGAUGGAGUUUUGCGGCGCCGGCUCAGUUACAGACCUGGUGAAGAACACAAAGGGCAACUCUCUGAAAGAAGACUGGAUCGCUUACAUCUGCAGAGAAAUACUUCGAGGUCUGUCUCACCUUCAUGGUCAUAAAGUCAUCCACAGAGACAUCAAGGGGCAGAAUGUACUGCUUACAGAGAAUGCAGAGGUUAAACUUGUGGACUUUGGGGUGAGCGCACAGUUGGAUCGUACAGUCGGCAGGAGAAACACUUUCAUUGGCACUCCAUACUGGAUGGCCCCAGAAGUCAUUGCCUGUGAUGAGAAUCCCGACUCCACCUAUGAUUACAGGAGUGAUAUCUGGUCUCUGGGAAUCACCGCUAUAGAGAUGGCUGAAGGAGCACCUCCGUUGUGUGACAUGCAUCCCAUGCGAGCUUUGUUCCUUAUCCCACGGAACCCUCCUCCUAAACUGAAGUCCAAGAAAUGGUCUAAGAAGUUUAUUGAUUUCAUCGAGGGCUGUCUCGUGAAGUCAUAUCCCAGUCGUCCAUCCACAGAGCAGCUACUGAAGCACUCGUUCAUCAGAGACCAGCCCACUGAGAGACAAGUCCGCAUCCAGCUCAAAGAUCACAUCGACCGCACGCGUAAGAAACGCGGCGAAAAAGAGGAGACCGAGUAUGAGUACAGCGGUAGUGAUGAAGAGGAUGAGAACAGAGGAGAUGAGAGAGAAUCCAGCUCUAUUUUGAAUGUUCCUGGUGAGUCGACGUUGCGGAGGGAUUUCCUGCGGCUGCAGCAGGAGAAUAAGGAGCGCUCAGAGGCCUUAAAGAGACAGCAGGCACAGCUCGCCGCUCAGCGCAGAGACCCUGAGGAGCACAAACGCCAGCUGCUGCAUGACCGACAGAAACGGAUAGAGGAGCAGAAAGAACAGAGGCGUCGCUUGGAGGAGCAACAGAGGAAGGAGAGAGAGAUGGUGCGGCAGCAACAGGAUAAAGCUCCUCACCGUAGACUUGAUGACAUGAGACGAGAGGAGGACAGGAGGAUGGCAGAGAGAGAGCAGGAGUUUAUAAGACAUAAGUUGGAGGAAGAGCAGCGGCAGUUAGAGAUACUGCAGCAGCAAUUACUGCAGGAGCAGGCAUUGCUAAUGGAGUAUAAGCGUAAACAGCUGGAGGAGCAGAGACAGUCAGAGAGACUUCAGAGACAGCUGCAGCAGGAGCACGCAUACCUCGUCUCACUGCAGCAGCAGCAACAACAAGACAAGAAACCACAGAUGUACCACUACAGCAAGAACCUAGAGAACAACAAACCGGCCUGGGCUAGAGAGGUUGAGGAGCGCAGUAAACUGAACAGACAGGGCUCUCCCAAAAUCUGCACUACAGUUUCUGACACCAAUAUCCAGUCCCGUUCUGAAUCAAUCAGCCAAUCAGGAGCUGCACAGACCCCACCAAUGCAGAGACCAGUGGAACCACAGGGUGGGCAGGGAAAGUUCCAGAUGGCCCACCUGGUGCCGUUAAAACCGUAUGCUGCUCCUGUCCCUCGCUCUCAGUCACUUUGCGAUCAGCCCACUAAGACCAUGUCCGCCUUCCCCACCCAGGAUCCCUCUCCCACACCCACACCUCGUCCUCUACACUCCAGAGAACUAGUCCGUCAAAACUCUGACCCCACCUCAGAGACCCCUGCCCCUCAGUCUCGGCCAAUGAGGGACGACCGGGGACCCUGGAUCCGUCUUCCUGAGAUUGAGCAACCUCCUAAAAUUCCUCAGAGAACAGCCUCCAUAGCCACUGCACUGAACACAAAUCUCUCCUCCGGCAUCAGACACCCAGUUCGAGCAAGUAAUCCUGAUCUGAGUCGCAAUGAGCGCUGGGAGAGAGGAGAUAGCAUCAGCAUCAUGUCCAACCUGCCACAGACCGGCUCUCUAGAGAGACACCGCAUACUCAGCUCGUCCAAGAUGGAUUCCUCCCCCACCCUUUCUCAUGACAGCCGACACAAACCAGGGGAAUCCCGAACCUCAUCCAGACCCAGCAGACCAGCGAGCUAUAAGAGAGCAAUAGGAGAGGACCACGGUCUGUACUCUAAGGAGCGGGCAGAGGAGCAACCGCGGCCCCCGGUGAAGGCUAAUGACUACUCCUCUUCCUCAGAAAGCAGUGAGAGCAGUGAAGAGAGUGAGAGUGGAGAGGGAGCAGAAGAGGAAAGCCCUACUGACCGCCCACGUGAUGCAGAUUCUGACUCUGUGAACACUAUGGUGGUCCAUGAGGAGGAGGAAGGUGAAGGAGGAGAUGAAGAACGUGCCGGGGGGUAUGGAGACCAAACCAUGCUUGUACAGAGGACUCCAGAGAAGCGUAGUCAUAAUGGAUAUACCAACCUGCCUGAUGUGGUUCAGCCCUCCCACUCUCCCACAGACUCUGCCUCCCACUCUUCCCCUGGGAAAGACUCUGCCUAUGAUUAUCAGUCCAGGGGAUUGGUGAAGGCCUCUGGAAAGUCCUCUUUUACUACCUUUGUGGACCUUGGGAUGUACCAGCCAUCAGGGGGCACAGGCGAUAAUAUGUCUGUUGGAGGUCUGGGCUCUCGUUUUGAGCAGUUGAAGAUGGAGGUGAGGAAAGGCUCCAUGGUUAAUGUCAAUCCCACCAACACUCGUCCAGUUAGUGACACUCCUGAAAUCCGCAAAUACAAGAAGAGAUUCAACUCUGAGAUCCUCUGUGCUGCUCUCUGGGGUGUGAAUCUGCUGGUAGGGACAGAGAACGGUCUAAAGCUGCUGGAUCGGAGCGGCCAGGGGAAAGUUUAUUCACUUAUCAACUCGCGCAGGUUUCAGCAGAUGGAUGUUCUGGAGGGACUAAACCUCCUUAUCACUAUAUCAGGCAAGAAGAAUAAGGUGCGUGUGUAUUAUCUGGCCUGGCUGAGAAACAAAAUCCUCCAUAAUGACCCAGAGGUGGAGAAGAAACAGGGCUGGACCACUGUAGGGGAAAUGGAGGGCUGUGUGCACUACAAAGUUGUGAAAUAUGAAAGGAUUAAGUUUCUGGUUAUCGCUAUGAAGAAUGCAGUGGAGGUUUACGCCUGGGCUCCCAAACCUUACCACAAAUUCAUGGCCUUCAAGUCAUUUGGAGACCUGCCACAUAGGCCGCUGUUGGUUGACCUCACAGUGGAAGAGGGUCAGAGGUUAAAGGUCAUCUAUGGGUCAAGUGCUGGCUUCCAUGCCAUUGAUGUUGACUCUGGAAACAACUAUGACAUCUACAUUCCUGUACAUAUCCAGUCACAGGUGACUCCUCAUGCCAUCGUAUUCCUGCCCAAUUCAGAUGGGAUGGAGAUGCUGUUGUGUUAUGAGGAUGAAGGUGUUUAUGUCAACACAUAUGGACGUAUCAUUAAAGAUGUGGUGCUGCAGUGGGGAGAAAUGCCCACAUCUGUAGCCCACAUCUGCUCUAAUCAGAUUAUGGGCUGGGGAGAGAAAGCCAUUGAGAUCCGUUCUGUUGAGACGGGACACCUGGAUGGAGUCUUUAUGCACAAGAGAGCUCAGAGGCUCAAGUUCCUGUGUGAAAGAAACGACAAGGUGUUUUUUGCAUCAGUGCGCUCAGGUGGCAGCAGUCAAGUCUACUUUAUGACUCUCAACAGAAACUGCAUUAUGAACUGGUGAAAGAGCUGCCACAUGAACAUAGAUUCUGCUGUGUGCACACAUACAAACACUGAAGAGAUAGUCCUCACAGAUAACAACACCCACAUACACUCUGUAAAUACACACACACACUCCUGCACAAACCUCCAUAUAGAACACACACAGUUAUAUACUUCACAUCUUCCUGAAGACACUCCUUCAUUCUGCUGUGAUCUCUGAGCCAACUGUACAAGGCAUGCGUGCGUCUGCCAUGAGCACGCUGCUGACCUCUGACAGAGCAAUGUUGUGUUCAUCUGAUUCCACAUGGGUUAGCUUUCAGCUCACUGGGGCCAAUGUUCCUCACUGCUAAUGUUUCUGACCUUUUUAGGACCAGACAAAAAGACUAAUUGUACAUUAUUCUACUAGAAAUGUGUGUAAACUACGAGAAUCGUUCAAUUGUUGCUCGUCUUGUGACGCAGCAGCGGUGUGCGUGUGUUUGAGAGACUUUAUAAGCUACUUCAAGCAGCAGAAGCAACUUGAAACUGCAGUGGUGUGAAUGUGGUACUGCAACAUCUGUAAUUUUCCAUUUCCACUGUAUAGUGUAGUAGUCGUUUGUUCUUGGUUGCGUUCAGAGUUCCAGAUAAAAGUGAUAUAAUGUUUUCUUUCAACAAGUAGAAGUAUAGAAACUGAUUUAAAAAUAUAAGUUUUAACAUAUUCUGAGACGGCUUCCCUUCUGAGCAAAGGAAGGUUUUCGCUUUCUUGAUGUUUAAACAAUAAUCUGACGCCUGUGUCACCAAACUGGUUGUUCGACGGGAACUGUGGUGGCCGCUUACGGAGCAGGAUCCAGCGUUUUGCUUUUCCACUAGUCGCCCACAAUGGAGCAACAGUCUCUGGUUUUCGCUUUUCAAAGCACUUUUUUUCUUUCUAUGUGGGAAGUAUCAUCAUAUCUACUACAGUUUGAUAUUCUCCGUACGUAAGCGUAUUUGGUAUUACUCCGACUUUUAUUAUCUGCUGUUCUAUAGCUGUUCUAUUGCAAUACGUGCUGUGUGCUCGUUCUUGUUCGAAGUUUUACGAGGGAGUUUCUCUUGGGAUAUUUUGAUUUUAGACAGGAAGAUACAGUAAGCUACUCCGGAUAUGAUUGAAAGCGCAUUUUGGCAGCAUAAACGUAUAGUUCACAAUGUAAAUUGUAAAUAGCAGCCAUGAUCGUAUUUAGAUCUCAUUUGUAUUCAGUAGGCACAUGAUUUUUUCACUUGAGAGUGAUUUCAUAACGGAGUCAUGUGUUUGUGCUGUCAAAAUAGCUUGAUUGCUUAUGGGAGGUAUAGUUUUUUUUAGGCAGGCUUGUAGGUCAUCAGGGAUGUGUGCAUUUGAUCAGAUUUUUUUCUUUGAUAUUUGGACCCCACCAUUAGCAACACAAACAUAAUGUUUUAGAUGAAGACUUGGGUGGAUUGGAGCAAGAAUAUUCUUUUGUUUAUCUGACAGUGUGCCAAUGAGCUGCACGUGUGUGCGGGAGUGAGUAUCAGUGUGAAAUAUUAAUCAGUAACAUAUAAUUGGAUCAGUAUAAAGCAAUAGUUUAAGGAUGAAGGUUGACGGGUUUGUGCCUGGUGUUACUGUCUCCAGCUCUGCAAUACUAGACUAGAGAUUUUUCUCAAGCUUUUCACUCAUUUCCAUGCAGAUAAUCUACAUUUACCUAAAAAGAACACCUUCACAAUCUAGUCUUUUCUCUUUCCCUAUUUGAUGAAGAUGGUAUUAUACCAUUAUAUCACUUAAAUGCUGCCUUUACAAAUAAAAGUUUGUGUACACUAAUCACAGAAUAGAAUGUUUGGUGCACUCUGUCCCUCCUAAACAGUUUUCUAGUUAUUAACACUAAAUGAUUUUAGCACUGAUUUGUACAGUAGCUUGUGGCGGUACAAUCAUCAUCUAUUACCUAAUAGCCCCUCCCACUGGACAUAUUGCCUGCUGUCGCACAGUCUAGACAAAACUAAAUACAGAUAACACAUUCAGUAAGUCAUUAUUAAAAUAUGGCAGCACAACACUUCAGACAAAUAAUUAUAAAUAGUUGCAUUUCCGAGAGAGGCGUGGACUUGUAGAUCGAUUGUUCAUCAUCAGUUAGUGGGCAAAAUCAAACCGAACUUGAAAGCUACUGUGCCAUUAUGACAGAUUCACUCUCUCUGAGACUUACUUCGUUUGAGCCCCUCAUCCUUACUUACUUUCUCUUACUUGCUAUAGAACUUAAGCAUUUUCCUGCUUAGUAAAUCAAACUGCCAUGUUUACUGAAAUAACAGUGCCUUGGAUUGGGGUUGGGUGUAUUUGCUUGAUUGUGUGCAUGUGUGUGUGGGAGAGCGUUGAGCAUGUGAUUGUUUUAAUAAGAACUGAAGUUCAGGGAAGAGAAAAGUCCAGUGCGCAGUUAGGAGUCUUGUGCCAACAAAGUGCACUUAAACUGACAAUAGCCAGAGCACCAAAACAGGCUCUUCUCACUCUGUUUUAGCACAAAAGCCAUGCCAUAAUGAGUUAAUUCCUCCAGUUUGAAGGCAGUAUUUAGAUCUUUGCUUACCACCAUAUUACAGUCCAAACGCCCAACAGUUACAUAACAAGACGAGCAUGUUGUGGAGUGCGUGAUGGUGAUUCUUGUAGCUCGUAUAUAAGUGGCUAUAUCAUUUGGCCAAACAGGGAAAGCCUCUGGUUUUCAUGCUGGAGGUUCACGAAAGGUUCGGGUUGUCAUGGUGAGGAGCUGCUCGCAUGCGUGUGAUGUAACAGUCCCCAGCAUUCCCAAGAGCUCUUGGAAUUUGGUGCGAUUUUGCCUUUGCUUAAUAGUAAAUGUGUGUAACCGUGUUCACACUACUGGAUUGACAGAUUUUAUGUUUUUAUAGAAGAAUUAUGAUGUAAUGAAUAACGAAAUUAAAUGGUUUUGCAAAUUAGAUAAGGAGUUUAUAUUAAGAUUGCAAUGGCCUGUCGGGAUGGUGGAAAUGAAUGGAG